GCUCCUCGGCAGCUCGAGAGCUCCUCAUCUUAUCUCCCCGCGCCGUUACACACACGAUUGACAUAGUUACUAUAUAUCGCCCUCUAUAUACUACAUAAUGGCCUUUGCUCCUCGUCUUGCAUCCUCUGCCAGAUUGGCAUCUCGUGCAUUUGCUUCUGUACAACUUACAGCACCACUUGUAGCUUCCCGGGGCUUCCAUUAUACAUCCACUACAAUGGCACAGCAUCCUAUUGCUACCCUGAACGAGGAACUCGUCCCCCGCCUUCCUCCUUCUUCGCCCACUCUUUUCGAGGCCAAGAAGAAGAAGAACCUAUCUUUUGAGGCCAUUGCGAAGCAUGUUGGGCGUGAUGAAGUUGCAAUUGCUGCUCUCUUCUACGGACAGGCCAUGGCCUCAGCACAAGACAUCAAGAAGCUCUCAGAAAUUCUAGACAUUGAUGCCGGAAUGCUGGAGUCGCAAUUGUCUGGCUUUCCUAAUCGAGGCAGCACUCUCGACAUGCCGCCAAAGGAUCCCACCAUCUACCGUCUAUAUGAGAUUGUACAGAACUACGGACAAGCGUACAAAGCCGUUUUGCAUGAGAAGUUUGGCGACGGCAUCAUGAGCGCGAUUUCAUUCAGCACUAAGAUAGAGAAGGAAACGGACGACAAGGGCGAAUGGGCCAAGAUUACGCUGAGGGGCAAGUGGCUGCCGUACUCCCGAUUCUAAGUGGCUUGUAGUUCCCAUGGGAUGAAAUCUGUAUUGCUGUUCUUCAAUCUUAGUAAUAGCCCUCAAAAGAUAGUUGCUC
Molecule: messenger RNA, 782 nt
Organism: Pyrenophora tritici-repentis Pt-1C-BFP
Lineage: Eukaryota; Fungi; Ascomycota; Dothideomycetes; Pleosporales; Pleosporaceae
Product: CynS, Cyanate lyase
Molecular function (GO): cyanate hydratase activity; DNA binding
Source: RefSeq, a predicted model, not a curated record